Molecule: messenger RNA, 1032 nt
Organism: Fusarium subglutinans
Lineage: Eukaryota; Fungi; Ascomycota; Sordariomycetes; Hypocreales; Nectriaceae
Product: zinc alcohol dehydrogenase
Exons: 1
Coding region: 1-1032 (343 amino acids)
Molecular function (GO): oxidoreductase activity
Source: RefSeq, a predicted model, not a curated record
AUGCGCGCCGCACAAUGGCGCUCAAUCAAGGGCGGCAUCGAAAAGAAUCUCACUCUCGUCACUGACGCCAAACUACCCAAAAAUGCUUCAUCGCUGUCUAAAGGACAAACCCUCGUCAAAGUCGCAUACGCAUCGGUCAAUCAUCUCGACUACAAAAUCGCCGAAAUGCCUUUGACUAACUUCAUGUUCUCUAAGCCUGUCACGCCAGGUCUUGACUUCUCUGGCACGAUAGUCUCCACGACACUUAAUGAAUUUCAGUCCGGUCAGAAGGUAUUCGGAAGGACAGAGUUGCCGGUUGGUGGAACUCUUGCUGAGUAUGUUGUCGUUGGGAGUAAGGGAAUGGCGGUGUUGCAGGAUGGUGUUGAGCUCAGAGAUGCAGCCUGCGUCGGGAUUUGUGGAACAACUGCUAUACAGUGCAUGUCGCCAUUUGUGGAAGAAGGUGAUAGGGUCUUUAUCAAUGGGGGCAGUGGAGGGGUUGGUGUUUUUGCCAUCCAAGUCGCGAAAGCUCUAGGAUGUUCUCAUGUCACCGUCACUUGCUCCGCUUCCAAUGCCGAAUUCUGUCGAAGCCUCGGUGCUGAUGAGACUAUUGACUACAAAUCCGAAGACCCGAUUGAAGUGCUCAAACAGAAAGAAGACAAGUUUGACUUCAUUCUCGACACACUCUUUAACGAUCCAGAUCUCUACUGGCAGUCCCAUCAGUAUCUCACACCAGAGGGGCAGUACGUUUGUGUCGGUCUACCACCACGCUUUCAGACAUUCAAAUCCCUCCUCGCUAUCAAUCUGUUACCGAGAUGGCUAGGUGGUGGCAAGAGAAAGUUCAAGUACCACUCUGUGACGGCGAACAGAAAGGACUUUGGACAGAUUGUGGAUUGGAUAAAGGAUGGAAAGGUCAAGGUUGUCAUUGAGGAGGAGUUCGGACUGGAGGAUGCGGGGAGGGCUUACGCAAGAUUGAAAGAAGGUAGAACUAGGGGAAAGCUGGUUGUUCGUGUUGGUGAAGAAUCUGGGGUUGAUGAACAAGCUAUGGUUCAGUGA